AUGGCUUCUAGCUUUCCCGUGCGCCGUGUGUCGGCCAUGAUUGCCAGACGGCAACCCCGGGUAAUCAGCACCACCAGACGCCUCAAUUCUUCCUCCUCAGUCCAGACGCAAAACCCCGCUUAUCCCCUCUAUCCCUCCGUCCAAGUGCUCCUCCAUGAAAAGGGCAUCCCAGAAUCCGAAAUCUCCAAGAUUCCCGCCUCCGGUCCGAAGGGCCGUCUCCUCAAGGGCGAUGUCCUCGCCUAUAUUGGCGCCAUUCCCACCGACUACCCAUCCAGCCAAGCCUCCCGCAUCGAAAAGCUCUCCCACCUCGACCUAAGCAACAUUAAGAUCGCAGCUCCCCCGCAACCCGCCGAGACCAAGGCCCCAGUUGUCGAGGAACCCAGCGCUAGACCCCCACCCACAGUCUCAGUAGCCGUCUCCAUCUCCCUUGCUACUGUGCUCUCCGUCCAGAAGAAGAUCAAGGAUUCGAUCGGCGUCACCGUGCCGCUAUCCACUUUCCUUGCUCGUGCCACCGACCUGGCGAACGACGACCUCCCCCGUUCCUCCCGCACCAAGCCCUCCGCAGACGAGCUCUUUGAUGAGAUCCUCGGCGCUGAGCCCGUCAAGACAUCCCGGGGCGAUUAUAUUCCCGAGCUGAAUGCCCUGGAGGCAGCUGAAUAUCAGCCCCCUCAGCCCGACAAGGAAGACAUCAUCGAUAUCCUCAGCGGCAAGGCUCCGAAGAAGGCGCCGCAUAAGGCAUUCAUGGAGGAAUACCCCGCCGGCUCUGCCGCGAAUGUGUUUAGUUUGACCGUUCCUGUUGGUGAUGAGACGAGGGCUAGGGUUUUCUUGGACCGGGUGAAGACCCUGUUGACAGUUGAGCCUGGAAGGCUUGUCCUAUAG
Aspergillus udagawae is the source of this 879-nucleotide messenger RNA. It is a transcript of the gene pdx1, whose product is annotated as putative pyruvate dehydrogenase complex component Pdx1. The record is from RefSeq and is a predicted model, not a curated record. NCBI's taxonomy places the organism in Eukaryota, Fungi, Ascomycota, Eurotiomycetes, Eurotiales, Aspergillaceae. The coding region runs from base 1 to 879 and encodes 292 amino acids. Gene Ontology annotation, biological process: pyruvate decarboxylation to acetyl-CoA. Gene Ontology annotation, cellular component: pyruvate dehydrogenase complex. Gene Ontology annotation, molecular function: dihydrolipoyllysine-residue acetyltransferase activity. The transcript is spliced from 2 exons.